Molecule: messenger RNA, 2727 nt
Organism: Phytophthora infestans T30-4
Lineage: Eukaryota; Oomycota; Peronosporomycetes; Peronosporales; Peronosporaceae
Product: periodic tryptophan protein 2
Exons: 3
Coding region: 1-2727 (908 amino acids)
Biological process (GO): maturation of SSU-rRNA from tricistronic rRNA transcript (SSU-rRNA, 5.8S rRNA, LSU-rRNA); ribosomal small subunit assembly
Cellular component (GO): Pwp2p-containing subcomplex of 90S preribosome; small-subunit processome
Molecular function (GO): protein binding
Source: RefSeq, a predicted model, not a curated record
AUGAAGUUCGCGUACCAGUUCCAGCACCUUUGCGGCAGCGUCUACUCGCAGGGUAACGUGACCUUCACGCCCGACGGCAACUCAGUACUCAGCCCCGUGGGCAACCGCAUCACCCAGUUUGACCUCGUCAACAAUACGUCGCGAACUUUUGCCUUUGAAGCGCGCAAGAAUGUGGAACGCAUAGCUGUCUCGCACGACUCGCGAUUGCUGCUGGCUGUGGACGAGGACGGUCGCUGUUUGUUAGUCAACUUGAAGCGUGGCGCUGUGCUCUACCGAUUCCACUUCAAGCAAUCCGUCAAAGCCUUGAACUUCAGUCCUGACAACCGCUACAUUGCCGUUGCUAUCGGCAACAAGGUGCAGCUGUGGCGUACACCGGGCCUAGUGCGCGAGUUCGCUCCGUUCGUGUUGCAUCGCACGUACGCUGGACAUUACGCUGAUGUGGUGAGCGUCUCGUGGUCUCACGAUUCCAAGUUCUUCGUCACGGGUGCUGAGGAUCUAUCGGCGCGUGUGUUCUCCGUGGACCCGUACCCCGGAUUUAAGCCAUUGACGCUCUCAGGCCACCGCGAUGUGGUCGUGGGCGCCUUCUUCGCAGAAGAUGACAGAUCAAUUUUCACAGUUGGACGCGAUGGCGGCGCUUUCGAAUGGAAAUACAAACUGCCAGAUGUGGAGAUGCUGGAACGGACCUCAGAGGAGAGUGAGGACAACGAAGAAGAGGAGAAGGAGGAGAAUAAAGACAAAGAAAGCGACAGCGACGAGAGCGAAAGCGAGGAUGAAAGUGCCGGCAAGAAGCGCAAGCGUAAACUGUCCGAAGAGAAGGAAUUAAUCCCGGAAAUUGCCCGUGCUACUAAGUGGUACACGUGCCAGAAGCACGUUCUCAAAAUGGACUUCGCCAAGGUGCUGUGCUGCACCUUCCACUCGUCCACAGGAAUGCUCGUGGUUGGCUUUGGCAACGGCACGUUCGGUCUGUACGAACUACCGGCAUUUGUAAACAUCCACACGCUGAGUGUCACGCAGAACGAGCUGGAGACAGUAGCAGUGAACGCCACUGGAGAGUGGCUCGCCUUCGCCUCGCGUAAGCUUGGCCAGCUGCUGGUCUGGGAAUGGCGUUCGGAGACGUAUGUCCUCAAACAACAAGGACACUACUUCGAUCUGAACGCUGCGAGCUACUCACCCGACGGACGCCUACUAGCCACGGGAGCCGACGAUGCCAAACUCAAGCUUUGGGACACCAACAGCGGCUUCUGCUAUGUCACUUUCACAGAACACGCGGCUCCCGUGACGGCCGUGCAGUUCGCUCCCUCCGGCCAAGCCGUUUUGAGUGCCUCUCUAGACGGUACAGUUCGUGCGUUUGACCUGAACCGAUACAAGAACUUCCGCGUCCUGACCACACCAGAACCCACGCAGUUCCUCUCCUUGGCGUUGGAUCCGAGUGGCCAGGUCGUGUGCGCUGGUUCGAUGGACCCGUUCAACGUGUACGUCUGGUCGCUGCAGACUGGACGACUCACAGACGUGCUCAGUGGCCACACAGGACCCGUGACUUCUCUGUCGUUCUCGCCUUCGUCUUCUGCCGAGCCCAUUCUGGCUUCUUCGUCGUGGGACCACACGGUGCGUCUCUGGAAUUUGUUUGCCAGCAAGAAGAGCUUCAUCGAGCCCCUCGCUCACCCCACAGACGUACUGGCUGUUGCCUUCCGUCCGGAUGGAAAGCAGCUCGCUUCAACUACACUUAACGGUGCCAUUAACAUUUGGGACGUCAAGGAUGGCGAGCAAGUUGGCACAAUCGAUGGCAAGCGUGACAUUGCUGGUGGUCGUAAAGAAGGAGACCACAUCACAGCGGCGAACAACCAGCUCACCAAACACUUCACGAGUGUUUGCUACUCGGCUGACGGCUUGUUGCUGCUUGCUGGCGGACGCUCUAAAUUCGUGUGCAUCUACGCAGUGGAGCCGCAGAUUUUGCUCAAGAAGUUCCAGAUCUCACACAACUUGUCACUUGACGGCAUCUUGGAGCAGCUUAACAGCAAGAACGUUACGGAGAGUGGUCUAAGUAAGAGCGAACUGGAUGCUCAUUUGGACGACUCGGAGGCUUCGGGUCGCAAUGCCGGUGACAGUCUCGUGGGUGCGAAGCGUGCCGUUGACCCUGGUAGUCGGCGCAAGAACAUGGAGGUGCUGUCUAAGGCGGUUCUGUUCUCCCCGACAGGACGUGCGUGGGCUGCUGCGACCACAGAAGGUCUGCUGAUCUAUGGACUGGAUGAGAGUCUGGCGUUCGACCCGUUUGAGCUGGACGAGGACAUCACACCCGAAACCAUCACACAGACACUGGCACGACGCGAGUACGCUCGUGCGCUGGUUAUGGCGCUGCAUCUGAAUGAGGAGCCGCUUAUUGCUCGAUGUGUGGAAGGCGUUCCGAUCGCUAGUAUUCCUCUAGUGGCACAGACUCUGCGUGGCGAGAUGUAUCUGCAGCGAUUGCUGCAGCUGCUAGCCAAGAGGAUGGAGCGUAGUCCGCAUCUCGAGUUCUACCUCCAGUGGAGUCUUGCGGUGCUAAACACGCACGGCCAGACUCUGCGCGAUGACCCAUCGAGCAGUGCCACAUGCCUGCCGACCCUGCGUUCACUGCAGAAGAGUAUUGCUCGCCAUCUGCAGGACCUUGCCAAGAUUUGCGAUGACAACCAGUUUACGCUCAGUUACCUCAAGAACCUUAGCAAGAUGCAGCAGAUGCAGAAGACCCAAUAG